Messenger RNA from Phytomonas sp. EM1, 1319 nucleotides. NCBI's taxonomy places the organism in Eukaryota, Euglenozoa, Kinetoplastea, Trypanosomatida, Trypanosomatidae. The record is from the annotation of a GenBank genome assembly.
AGUGAGCCACACAAAAAAAAAGAUUUACGUAAAACACAAUUAAUUGCAUAUUUUUUGAUAAGAAAUAUCGAAACCCAAACACCCAAAAACUAUGACAGCUAAACAGAAUGAACGUUUUGAUGCGAUGCUCAUGGCCAUUGCUCAGCAGCAAGAAGGCAUCGACGGCAUCCUGGACGUCUUCUUUUCCUUCCUAAAUCGCAAGACGGAUUUCUUCACACAGCCUCAGCUGGCCAGGGCGACUGUAGAUAAGUUCAUGUCGCGUUACUUAACUGAGGCCGAGGAGAAGAAGAAACGCGCAGCGCUGGAGGAAGAAGCUCGACGGAAGAAGGAAGCCGCCGCGUCUUCGCGCGUUGAGGUGCUCGAGGACGAGGAGGAACUCAGCACAGCGGCUGCCAAAGCGGCUUCCGAAGCCGCAGCCCACCGUAAAGCAGAGCUUGAAAAGAAAAAAAAGGAGCUUGAAGAAGCACAGAAUCAGAAAGGCAACGAUGACGAUGAGGACUGCAACAAGCCCAAGGGAUUACCACCUACCGCAGGCAACGGCUUUGAGUACGAGAACUAUACUUUCUCACAAACCCUUAAGGAUGUUGAGGUGCGCGUGCCGCUACCUGCACGAAAUGUCCGCGGCAAGCAGCUCGAUGUUGAGAUCAAGCAAGAUCAUCUGAAAGUUGCUAUGAAGGGUAAGCCUCCCAUCAUCGAUGGCGAUCUCUACGCGCGCGUAAAGUUAGCGGAUUGCAUGUGGACUAUUGAAGAUGGGUCUGUGGUGGUGAUAUCACUACAAAAGCAGAAUGAUAUGGAGUGGUGGAAAACCAUUAUUGUCGGCGACCCUGAGAUCGAUCUACAGAAGGUUGUGCCGGAGAACUCCAAGUUAGAGGACUUGGAUAGCGAAACGAGGCAGACGGUGGAAAAAAUGAUGUUUGAUCAGCGCCAGAAGGCGCUCGGCAAGCCAACCUCCGAGGAGCAAAAGAAGCAAGAUAUGCUGAAGAAGUUCAUGGAGGCUCAUCCAGAGAUGGACUUUUCACAAGCGAAGUUCUGUUAACUACGGGAUUAGUAAGGUCAUCUGUUGGGCAGGUGUACGUGUCUUUAUUAAUAACCCUUACAUUUUUGAGACCUUUGGGUAAAAUUUUUUCACAGCAUAAGAUUUCUAAUAAUAAAGUAAUAGGAAAGAAUUAUUAUUAUGGCCACACACAAAAUAACUGCGAAGGAAGAAAUGCAACAAUCUCGAAUAUACAUAACACGUGUUUCAGUUCAUUUUUAAUACUGAAAAUGAAUAUUGAGACCCUUCCCCGCCGUGAUGGUGCUUGGUGGCUUUGAUUUCUAAA